Messenger RNA from Tigriopus californicus, 930 nucleotides. Its product is annotated as ninjurin-1-like. NCBI's taxonomy places the organism in Eukaryota, Metazoa, Arthropoda, Copepoda, Harpacticoida, Harpacticidae. The record is from RefSeq and is a predicted model, not a curated record. Gene Ontology annotation, biological process: tissue regeneration; cell adhesion. The transcript has 3 exons. The coding region runs from base 382 to 888 and encodes 168 amino acids. Gene Ontology annotation, cellular component: membrane.
CAAGUCACAACACAAGCUAAACGAAACAUUCGAUAGGGCCCUGAAUCUGAGCCCAGAAUACGAGGGGUGUUCAAAGUGUUGAGAUUGAUCGAAAAGUUUUACUAAAAACAAUAAGGAAAAAAAGGAAAUGACACGGGGUUUUGAUCUUGAACUGACAACUCUACUUAUCGUCAGGUUUUUGUUGAUUUUUUUUUGGUUUUUCUUCCGAUUUUAAAAACUCUCUUGAGACCCUUGGUUGGGCAUUUCCAUGGUACAAGAGUAUCUGGUUGUUGAAACAUUCAGUCGGCGACUUUUCAAUCCAAACAUAUAACGCCAUAAUCCAUUAAAUGUACGUACAAAAAGUUCGGGGAAAAAUAGAAAAUUAUCUUUUUUUUGAUUGAAAUGCCCUCGUUGGCGUUCUCAAUCACAGUUGUUGUUGCUGACGUUAUUCAAGUAGUGUUUGUAGCAGUACGAAAAGAGAACGGAAACAGUGGAACGGAGAUUGUUCAUGCAGUUGCCUGUGUUGAUCAAAUCAUUCAUAGAAAGCGAUUGGAUGCCAAUCGAUAUGCCACGAAGAAAACUCUCGCUCAGGGUAUGUUGGACAUCGCAUUGCUCACCGCCAAUGCUUCACAAUUGAAAUAUGUCCUUCAAGUGGGUGAGGAGAAGCACCCUUUCUUCUAUCUCCUUCUAGUUCUCAUCAUUUCCUCGAUCGUUCUUCAGGCCUCAGUGGGUGUGUUAUUCCUGAUUAUCGGAGGAUUGAACAUAAACAAAGAACCGAAUCAAAAAAGGGCUAACAUUUUGAACGACGUCAUAGUUGUUCUCAUUUUUCUCAUAACCCUGGAUAACGUGGUUAUCAGCGGUUUUGGUAUACGACACACGGAUAUGAAUGUUAAUCCCGAAAGGCUUUGAAUUGCGUUCUCGCUUUCAAUAAACGGUUUUUUUUUAUUCCAA